Messenger RNA from Balaenoptera acutorostrata (minke whale), 10398 nucleotides. RefSeq names its product pleckstrin homology and RhoGEF domain containing G2 (gene PLEKHG2). The record is from RefSeq and is a predicted model, not a curated record. The coding region runs from base 3096 to 7370 and encodes 1424 amino acids. Gene Ontology annotation, molecular function: guanyl-nucleotide exchange factor activity. The transcript is spliced from 19 exons. NCBI's taxonomy places the organism in Eukaryota, Metazoa, Chordata, Mammalia, Artiodactyla, Balaenopteridae.
GCUCCUGCCCCUUCUCGCCCCCUUUCCUUCUCUCUCCACCCAUUCCUUCCCUGCCCACACUCUUCAUCCCCUCGGUUCCACCUCGCUCCUCACCCCAUUCCCUCCUGCGAGUGUUCUCCUCUUCCCUUCCCCUCCUCAUGCCUCCUUGACCUCUCAGCCCUCCUUGGCCCUCUCCCCUCGCCCACUGGCAGGCCCUGACCUUUGAUCUCCUCUUCCACGAAGCACCCCCACCCCCGUGCCCCGUUUUGGGAAAGGGCUCAGGUCCCCAUACUUGGAGAGGAGGUUUGGGAAAGAGAGAGAGAAACCCAGAAACCCAAAGACGUUGGAGAGGAAGAGCAAGCCACGCAGACAUUCACAGGCACUGAAAGAACAAGAAGUAACACAUCUCUGGUCCUUCCCUUUGCGAAAAACAGAUUCUCUGCUCCUUGGAAACAAACAAACUAACAAACCCUCACUUGCGAAAAUGGCACCUAGCACCAGCUACCAGUGCCAAACACCUGAGAGUCAUUCCUCUUGACUCUUUCCUCAAACCUACACCCCAAUUCAACGUCAGUCCUGUCUGAUUCACCUUCUAAAGAGAUAUUUCAAUCCACCGUCCUGCCUCCUCCUCUGGCCCCCACCCUGGUUCUAUCGGGCAUCAUCUCCCACCUGAACCAUCAUAGCAGCCCCUUCCUGGUCUCCUGGCUCAGGCCCCUACCCUAGGUCUCUUCCCCACUCCCCCACUAGGCAACCAGAGGGAAGCUGUCAUGACACCUGAGUCAGAUCACAUAAACGCCAAAGUCCUAAGUCCUCACCAGCCUACACAGCCUGGCUCUCAUCUUUGAUCACUCUUGCUCUAGUCACUCUGGCUUCCACCAGUGCAUUUGCCAUACUUCAGCCACAGGGCCUUUGCGCUGCCUGUUCCCUCUGCCUGGAAUACUCCCCCAGGUAUCCCAACAGCUUACUCCCCUUCUUCAGGUCACUGCUCAAAUGUUUCCUCAGUGAGAUGGUCCCUGACUACUAUUAUUGCAACCCCCAUCCUCCCUACCUUGCUGUACUUUUUCCAAGAUGUUUAUCACCACCUAACAUAUAAAAUGUACUUAGAUCUUAUGUUUAUAGCAAUCCUCCCCCACUAGAAUGUCAGAUCCUCAGGGGCAGGGACUUUGACUUUGUCUUGUUCACUGCUGUAUCACUCACACCUAAACCCUAAACAGGAACCAGUCACAUAGUGGUCACAAGCUUCAGAAUUUGUUGAAAAAAAUAAAUCGAUUCAGAAAUGGGGAGAGAAAGAGAGAAAACUCCAAGACACACACACACAAAAAAUAGUAACUGUGUGAAGUAAUGAUGUUAAACAUUGUGGUAAUUAUUUCACAAUUUAUACGUAUCUAAAAUUAUUAUUUUGUACACCUUGGACUAAUACAAUGUUAUACGGCGAUUACAUUUCAAUAAAACCUGGGGGGGGGGGGGAAUCCAAGACAGAAAAAGAUGGAGAAGGAGACAGUAUCACAUAGGCAGUUUGCUGAGGACCCACAGCCUGACACAUCUACAAAAGUCUUAAACUGAUUUGCAGACUCAAAUUCCCAGGCAUCUAAGAGGCAAUACCACCCCCUGGUGACCAAGAGGAAAACGGCACCUCCCCACAACAGAGAACACUCCCUAACAGAUCGUCACCAUAGUCCCAGGAUUCCUCCCAGCUUAAAAAUUCAGGAGACCGAAACGUUUAUUCUUUUAACUGAUGUAGAUGUUCGGGUUGAUUAAUAAGAUGCAUAAAUUUAUAAAAACCGGUAAGAGAAAACUAAAGUGCUCCAGGUGAGGAUCGAACUCACAACCUCGGCAUCGCUCCGCUUGCACUGUUAUAUAAGUACCGCGCGCUAACCGAUUGCGCCACUGGAGCUCCGGCCGCACCCUUGCGCCGCGGGGUCUUUCAGUCAUUCCGGGCCACGUGACCUCGAUGGAUUGCUCCGCCUUGUCUUUGCAUAUACAAAUAGGAAUUUUUGGAUUGGCCAGUCGGAGAAAGUGCGUUACCAGUUCCGGAUUCUCACGCCUGGAAGGCUCUUGCUGUAAAAGGGAAAAGUCCGCGAGGCUUUUGGAAUGUGGGGGUGUAGCCUGCCUGGGACUCGCCUUCUCAUGAAUAUUCAGAAACCAGAGAGGAGGGGUCUUAACCCUUCGCUGGCUGGCCGGCCGGAAGGCGGCCCCUCCCCCCCGCGGGCGGGAACAGGAUAUGAGCCCGGGCGGCUUGGGGGAGGGGAAGCCCCAGGCGACCGCCCCCCGCCCCACUGCUGGGACCGGGCUCUUCAGCCGCAGAUGUAUGUGGCGCCGCCGCCGCUAGAGCCGGCGCCACCCAUCCCGGAACCUGAGGGGUCCACAGUCGCAGACUCCAGCCUCCCGAAACUGCACCGCGUUCUGAGGGACCCCGAAGCCCAGGCCCCAGCGUCCAGGCUAGAGGACCCCAGAUAUCCAGGUGCCCAGCGCCCCCUCCUGGAGGAGCUAGGAGUCCGGGACAUCAGCGCCGCGCGACCCUGGAGGCCGAGCUUCCUGCACCCGGUUUCCAAGAAUUUAGGAUCCCAGACCGGAGAUUCCCUCCAGAGUUUCCCAGAAAGCUGAGACCAAGACUCCCGGGGUUUGAGGAACUUGGGAUACGGACUCCUAGCGCCCCAUCCAGCCCGUUUGGGGCUGAAGCGCCCGCUACUUCAAGAGGACCCUGGAAUUUGGGGCUCCCUGCGCUCCCUCCUGGAGGUGGUUUAUCCCUGCUCUUAGAGUUAGGGGAGCUCAGGAAUCCGGGCCCCCCACCCCACGGCCCCAUCUAGAAGACUCAGGAAUUUGGGUUCCCAGCACCCCCAUCUGAGACUCAAGAGUCGAGGCCCCCAGCAUCUUCCAUUUAGAGGACCAAAGAAAUUUGGACCACUGCACCCCAUUCUCCGAGAGACCCCGGAUUCUGGUUCCCGGAUCCUGAGAGCCCGAAGUUCAAACCCCUGACUUGCAGAGACGCAGGAGUCCCGGCUCUGCGCCUCCCCGGGGACCGUGCUAGGGUCGAAUAGGAACUGGGCUGCCUCGGUUCGGGGCUGGAGACUCCCCGGGAGGGGGUCUUUCUGCAGAAGCCGCUGAGCCACUCAGCCAUGCCCGAAGGAGCCCGUGGACUGGGCCUGUCCAAACCCAGCCCUAGCCUCGGCCGCAGAGGUGAAGUGUGUGACUGUGCGGCUGUGUGUGAGACUCGGACAGCAGCCCCUGCAACCCCCGCCAUGGCCUCCCCCCGAGGUUCUGGGAGCUCCACAUCCCUGAGCACAGUGGGCUCAGAGGGGGACCCGGCUCCGGGGCCCACACCAGCCUGCUUGGCCUCCAGGCCAGAGCCCCUUCCAGGGCCCCCCAUCCGCCUGCAUCUGUCGCCCAUGGGGAGCCCGGCUUCGGCGAAACCCUCGAGGCUGGAGCGUGUGGCCCGUGAGAUCGUGGAGACGGAGCGGGCCUAUGUCCGGGACCUCCGCAGCAUCGUGGAGGACUACCUGGGCCCUCUGCUGGACGGCGGGGUCCUGGGGCUGAGUGCGGAGCAGGUGGGCACGCUGUUUGCCAACAUUGAGGACAUCUACGAGUUCAGCAGCGAGCUCCUGGAGGACUUGGAGGGCAGCAGCAGUGCCAGGGGCAUCGCCGAGUGCUUCGUGCAGAGGAGCGAGGAUUUUGACAUCUACACGUUGUACUGCAUGAACUACCCGAGCGCCCUGGCCCUGCUCCGGGAGCUGUCAGUGUCUCCGCCAGCAGCCCUGUGGCUGCAGGAGCGCCAGACCCAGCUCCACCACUCGCUGCCCCUGCAGAGCUUCCUGCUGAAGCCUGUUCAGCGCAUCCUCAAGUACCAUCUGCUGCUGCAGGAGCUAGGCAAGCACUGGGUGGAGGGCCCAGACGCCGCGGGCCGCGAGAUGGUGGAGGAGGCUAUCGUGUCCAUGACAGCGGUCGCCUGGUACAUCAAUGACAUGAAACGCAAGCAGGAGCACGCUGCGCGCCUCCAGGAGGUGCAGCGGCGGCUGGGUGGCUGGACCGGUCCGGAGCUCAGUGCUUUUGGCGAGCUGGUGCUGGAGGGUGCAUUCCGAGGUGGUGGAGGGGGCGGCCCCCGACUUCGAGGGGGUGAACGGCUGCUCUUUCUGUUCUCACGGAUGCUGCUCGUGGCCAAGCGCCGGGGACCAGAGUACACAUACAAGGGCCACAUCUUCUGCUGCAACCUGAGUGUGAGCGAGAGCCCUCGAGACCCUCUAGGGUUCAAGGUGUCGGAUCUGACCAUUCCCAAGCACAGGCACCUGCUCCAGGCCAAGAACCAAGAAGAGAAGAGGCUGUGGAUUCACUGUCUCCAGCGCCUUUUCUUUGAGAACCACCCCGCCUCCAUCCCUGCCAAGGCAAAACAAGUUCUCCUUGAAAACAGCCUGCACUGUGCUCCUAAAAGUAAGUCUAUCCCAGAGCCCCUGACACCUCCACUUGGGUCUCCCCGACCUCGAGAUGCUAGAAGUUUCACCCCUGGACGAAGGAACACAGCUCCAUCUCCAGGACCCGCCACUACCCGCCGUGGCCGCAGACAGUCUGAGCCCCUGAAGGACCCUUACGUCAUGUUUCCACAGAACGCUAAGCCUAGACUCAAGCACACUGGCAGUGAGGGGGAGCUCUACCCACCCUUAGAGCCUCUGCCACCAGUUCCAGCUUCUGAACCCCCUGAGGACCUGGAGGACACUGGGCCCCCCACGCUGGACCCCUCUGGGACCUCAAUCACUGAAGAAAUCUUGGAGCUGCUGAACCAAAGAGGCCUCCGGGAUCCAGGGUGCCCACUACAGCCACCCCCCCAUGACAUUGCCAAGUUCCCCGGAGACUCCCAGGUGCCAGGCGACAGUGACACCCUCACAUUCCAAGCCCUGCCCAGCCGGGACUCUUCAGAAGAGGAGGAGGAAGAAGAGCUGGAUAUGGAUGAACGGGGCCCUUCCCCACUCCACGUCCUAGAGGGGCUCGAAAGUUCCAGUGCGGCUGAAAUGCCUGACAUUCCCAGCCUUUCCAAAAAUCCUGAUGUACCCAACCUCCCUGAAAUUCCCAGCCUUUCUGAAAUUCCCCAAAUGCCCCGCCUUCCCAGUCUCUCUGACGUUUCCAGUGUGUUUGAAAUGCCCUGCCUUCCAGCCAUACCCAGUGUCCCCGACAUUCCUAGUCUUUCCAACGCUCCCACCCUCCCCUGUGACUCCUGGCUCCAGGGACCUCUGCAGGAGCCGGAUGAGGCUCUAGCCGCCAGGAGAGAACUCUUCCCUGGAAGCAGUUCUGGAAAACUGGGAGAGCCCUCCUCAGAAAGCAGGGCAGGGCAAGAGGAGGACGAAGGAGUAUCAUACCCAGAUUUCCAGCCCCGGGAUGUCACCCAAGAUCAGGGAUUUCCGGAUGAGCUGGAGUUCCGCUCUUGCUCAGAAAUCCGGAGCGCCUGGCGGGCACUGGAGCAGGGGCAGCUGGCCCGGCCAGGUUUCCCAGAGCCACUGGUGAUCCUGGAAGAUUCAGAUCUAAGUGGAGGCAGCGGAAGCGGGAAGGCAGGAGCCCCAACUUCAGAGAGGUCAGCGUCCCGAGUGCGAGAGUUGGCCCGGCUUUACAGCGAGCGGAUCCAGCAGAUGCAACGGGCUGAGACCCGGGCAUCAGCCAACGCCCCCCGCCGCCGGCCACGGGCUCUGGCCCAGCCGCAGCUGUUGCCCUGCCUGCCCCGUGAGCAGGCUGAGCCAGGGCCCCUGCCUGCCUUUGGACACGUGCUCGUAUGUGAGCUGGCCUUCCCGCUGACCUGUGCCCAGGAAUCUGUCCCACUAAGCCCUGCUGCCCGGGUUCAAGCUGCCACAGCUGUGACUAAGCAGGGAGGCUGCCUGGACGGCCAGGGUCUAAAUGUUUCAAGUUUGCCUGAGCAAGACCAUCUGGGCAUCCAGGUUCCAGCUGCUACCCCUCUGCCUGAGCAAGGAGGCCUCUGGAAUAUCCGGAUUCCAAACACCACACCUUUGCCCAAGCAGGAAGGCCCCCUCAACAGCCAGCUGCCAGCUAUUACAACUUUGCCGGAUCAAGAAGGCCACCCGGAAAUCCAAGUUCCAGCUGCCACUCCUUUGCCCGAGCAUAGAGGCCAUGUGGAUAUACCAGUUCCAUCUACCACCUCUUUUCCUGAGCAAGGAUGCCACGUGGACAUCCAAGUUCCAAUCACCCCAGCUUUGCCUAAGCAGGGAAGUUGCUCUGAUGUCAUGGUUUUAGCCGCCACUCCUACGUCCAAGCGAGAAGGCCACCUGGACAGCCAGAGCCCAACCAACACCCCGUUAACUAAGCAAGGAGAUUCUAGGGAUGUUCAGUUCCCAGCCACUGCCUGUGGCCAAGCCGUCGAUCCUUUGCUUAUACACAGAAGCAGCCUAGACCCUCAGAUCCCAGCUGACACCCCACUGCCCUUGCAACAUGACCUCCCCGACAUUCAAGUUCCGGGUACCUCACUUUUGCCUGCACAUGGAGGCCACCUAGACCAUCAGACCCCAGCCAACACUCUGCCGUCCUUGCCCCAGGACCUCCCACACUUUCAGGUUCCAGCUGCCACACCUUUCCCGCAGCCACAAGGCCUCACGGACACCCAGGUCCAAGCCCUCCCACCUUUGCCCCAGCAGGGAGGCCUCCCAGACGUCCAGGGUCCAGCUGCUGCGCCCCCGCUUGAGGAGCAAAGCCUCACAGACCUCCAGGUUCACAAACUGACACCUUUGUUGGAGCAGAAGAGCCUCACCAACGACCAUGUUCCAGCUGCCGCUCCUCUGCUUGAGGAGCAAAGCCUCACAGACCUCCAGGUACACAAACUGACACCUUUGUUGGAGCAGAAGAGCCUCACCAACGACCAUGUUCCAGCUGCCCCACCUUUGCCAGAGCGAGGAGGCCCUCGGGACAUUCAGGGCCUGUUACCCACCCGAGUCCAGACCACGGUGGUUUUGUCUAAACAAGGAGGCCACGUGGUCUCUCAUGUUGCCAGGUCAGAGUCUUCAGACUUGAGCCCAUCCCACAGUCCCCCACUCGCAACCCGGCAGCUCCUGGGCUCCAACGCAGCUGCCCUCUCAAGAUACCUGGCAGCCUCAUACAUCAGCCAGAGCCUGGCGCGGCGGCAAGGGCCUGGAGGAGAGGCUCCCCCAGCCGCCCGGGGCCCUUGGUCCUCCUCUGCCCCCACGUCACGGGCACCUUCACCGCCACCCCAGCCUCAACCCCCAGCGCCCCCAGCCAGGAGGCUCAGCUAUGCCACCACGGUCAACAUCCAUGUCGGGGGUGGCGGGCGGCUACAGCCGGCCAAGGCCCAGGUCAGGUUGAACCACCCUGCUCUCUUGGCAACCCCCCAGGAAUCGGUGGGCCUUCGCAGAGCCCAGGGGGCUCCCGAUGCCCCUUUCCACAUGUGAGCCAGGAUGUCGGGCUUCUUGAAAAGCAGAGACUUCAACCAGAUGCCACAGACCCUCAGAAUUCACCCAGAAGUCCAGACGCUGAACACAGGUCUAAAAAUUGCCACAGCUUUCCAACACCUGGAGUCUUCGGCGAAUGGUCCUUAUUACUUAACCUGGAUUAACCCAACAGGGAUGGGGAAGGGGAUGUCAUUAAUAUUUUGUUAAUUAAUAUUAUGAAAUUAUGUAUCUUUUCCCAUUCUGGGGGCCAUGGGGGAUGACAGAAGACAACAAUGAAUGGGAAGGUCUGAUACAGCACGAAUUAGUCGUUCUGAAAAUUCGGGGAAUCUCAAACUCCUUUGAGAAUUACUGAAGACUGGACCCAUUACAGUUUGGUGUAUGAUUUUAGAGGGUUUAUGAACUGCUUGAUGCCUAUCCAGGAAGGCCAAGUUAAGAAGCUUUUUCCCAAGCAGAUCCCUCAAAAUUCAUUCCCUUAGCAGUUUAUCCAGUUGAUGUGUCCCACCAUCAUCUAUUCCUCUCAUCUACUUAGCCAAUUCUAUCCACCCAGCUAUCUCUCCGUCAUCUCCCUCUGUCCAUCUGUCUUCCAAUCCAUCAUUCCCACCCAUAUGUCUUGCUUUAUUCAACUUUCUCUACCCUAUUCAUCCAUCAUCCUACCCCACCCCCCAUCUAGCACCCGUUCCUCCGUCAAUCCACUCAUCUAUUCCACAUGUCCAUCUUCUCCAACCAACUCUCUCCAUUCAUCCAUUUGUCCCUCCAUAUUCCCACCUAUGUCCAUUCAUUCAUACAUCUGAUCACUCAACCAUCGCCUAAUCCGUCAAGCCAACCGUCCAUUUAACCAUCUCUACCACCAUCCAUCCAACCAUUUUAAUCUCUUUCCAUCCAUCCCUCCUUAAUUGGAUUCUUCUGGGUCUUGGUACUACAAAAUUUCAGAGACAGUUCCCUGCUAACGCCAAAAUGGAUCAGGUUUGGGGUUCUGGCAGAAGUGUCCCACAUCUGCCUUAUUUCUGUUGGCAACCACUCUCCACCCUCCUAAGUAUUCCAGUUCUUGUACCCACCCAUCGAAUUCUUGUAUCAGAUCUCUCUACCCCGUGUCUCUAGUUGGGGACCUUUACAGUGCCUCAAUAUGCCCCCACACCCCAAAGUAAUUCAGGUCUUAGGGACAAAGGCUUUUAUAUUAAGAUCGUUCUGUCCCCCUCCCAGCAGUGGUGUGCCCAGUGGGAAGCACAGUUUAAGCAGUUUCUUUGGUAACAUUCACUGCUUUUAUUGAACACUUAAUUUCUUGUGCUUUAGAGCAUCAUCUAUUUAGUCUUCCCUGGAAUUCUCUGAGACACCACAGCAUCAUGGCUGAAUUGAAGUCCCAGCUUUUCUAGUACUUGGUGUGUUAACUUCCCUCCGAGCCUGGGUUUCCUCAUCUGUACAAUGAGGACAGCAAUAUCUGCCUCGCAGGAUUAUCGUAAAGUUUCAGUGAGCGUAUCCUUACUUCCCAAAUGUGUUUAAGCCUGACUCACCGAGGCACUGUUCAAAUCAGAUGCCCCAGGAUCUAGUCCCAACCCAUGGAAUGAGAACCUCCAAGGCAGGAGCCUAAGAAUCUGGUUUUAACAAUCAAUUAACAACAACAACAAAAAAUGCUAUUAUUGAGUGCUAACUGCAUACCACAGGCAUUAAUCACUUUAUUUGAACUCAUUCACUUUGAGUCCUCACAACAUCCCUAAAAGGCAAGUGAGGAUGAUUUUUACGCCCCGCUUUAGAGAUGAGGAAACUGAGGCACAGAGAGGAUAAGGGACUUGCCCAGUCAAACAAGUGGGAAGGAGCAGAGCUGGGACUCAUCCACGCUGCCAAGCCCGUCGGCACUUUUACUUGAGUGUGUCAGGCGCUAUCCUUGUCACUGGGGGCACAACAGCGAACAAUUCCUUGCCCACAAGGGGCUUGUGGCCUGGUGCUCCAAAGGCCCUAGGUAAUUGGUCAUUAGCUGGGGAAACUGAGUAAGUCCUGGCUCAAUAAGUGUUAGCUGCUGGCUUCUAUUCAGUUAUUGUGUGGUUACCAUGCCACACACCAGGGCCUAGGCCGAGUUGGGCUUCUUGGCCUGGACCUGCUCCACUGCAGCCUCCCAACAAAGGUCAGGACUGAGGCUGGCCCUCCCCUCUUCCGCCCCCGGCUGCACAUUCCCAGCUGAAAGAAAGUUCCCAGCCUGGCCUGGGCGCCCAGCGGUGCCGGAAUUCCCGGUAUUUGAGGAGGCAGCAGGGAGGAAGAAGGCUGUCUACUCCAAGGCUUGGAGUGAGGACGGAGAGGCAAGCCCCCUCGGCCACUCCAGAUGCGUCCCAGCUGUGCCUCUGCGAGGGGCUAGGAGUCUCAGUAAGGGGGUCUCUGGACCCCGUGGGAAAACCCUGGGCACUAGGCCUGCCUCGGCCCCUCCUACUCCCUGCCCCUGAAUUCCAUUCCUCCUGCCUGCCCAACUCCUACCUCUGCUUCAUGACCCCAGCUCCAACGCCUCCUCAGGAAUACCUUUCUUGCUGGUCUACUACAGCCUGCCUUUUGUAAACUGUCUUUAGAGCUGCAAUUAAGACAGGCUUGAAAAGCGAAAGGGCAGCUGUCCACUGCCUUCUUUGGGACACUGCUGCCCUCCUUGGGAUGUUUAGAUUAAUGCCAGCCAAACCCAGUUAACCCGAGUUAACUCCAGCUCCAAUGCAAAACUUGGUGAGGUAGUUGUUUAGCCACUAGGCUUUCUCACCAGCUAACACAAAGACACCUGCCUGUCACCAACCUCACAGGGAUGUUGUAAACACUUAGCCUGGCAACCAGCUGGAGCUCAAUCAACCCCACUCUCCAUCUGUAAGAAGCACUUUAUUUGUAUGUUUUCUCUGUACACCAGUGCUGUCCCACAGAAUUUUCCUGUCAGUGACAGUGUUCUCAUGGGUGCAGCCCAGCUUGGCGGCCACACGUGGCUACGGUUUUGGUAGGGCAGACAUACAAAAAGGGCAACUAGUGAGUAAAUCCCAAGGUCCUUUUAUAAAGAAAAUUUGUGAAACUA